Xyrichtys novacula (pearly razorfish) is the source of this 2033-nucleotide messenger RNA. Lineage: Eukaryota; Metazoa; Chordata; Actinopteri; Labriformes; Labridae. The record is from the annotation of a GenBank genome assembly.
GAUCACCCUUCACCCAUUUACCCACCAGGGUCCUUGCUACUUAAGGACUCUGUUAGUAUCUGAAAGAACUACUCUACUCAACUCCUCAAAGACCAGACCCUCUCCUGCACUUGGAUUCAGGGUCUUCAUACUCUGUUGGAUCAGACAUCCAGCUCCAUCAUCCAGUGAGGACUGCAGAGGUCAUCAUGCCCUCCGACUUUCUGACUCCGUUCCUGGAGCUGGAUGAAGAGUUCUGCAAGGUGAGAGCAACUACUUACAAAAUUAGAAAUGCACAGAAGAUGCAAAGAUUGACCCUCAACCUCGUACAGUAAAGUAGUUUUAGACAUGAGGCAAUACAAAUUUAACAAAGAUGCUGCUCAGUUGAUCAGUUCUUAUUGUAGACAUAUUGAACAUUUUGGACUUAAACCCAGUUCACAAAAUCUAGGAGAAUUGCUAACUCUUUGAAAAAGUAAGGCAUGUUCAAAAGGAGUCAGUGUGAUAAAGUAUCACUGUUCAUUGUGCUUUUUAAAGCAUCUUGAAAAGACACUGAUUUACAUGAAUAUCGACAGUGAUGUGUAAAAUUAAACAUAUGUCAAUAGAAACACAUAAAUUAUGUACAAUUGACCUCCAACAGCCCUUUUGUAUGAUUCAGCUGUUUUAGCCUGAGAUGAUUUUAGGACAUAAAACAACUUGUUUCAAGUGUCACCUGUCCUGUUGACUCAGCCAAAGGUUUAAACUCUUUUCAGAUCGGCCCUCCAAGCCUCACUCCAGCGCACCAGGAAUGCAAAGAGCUCACAUGUAUUCUUCUCUUUUCUUUUGUUUGACAGAAUUUCCGCGGCCUGGAGGUGACAGAUGGUUCUCCUACUAGCACAGAGCAGCAACGUCAGCAGCACAGUCUGAGGGUCCUCGGCUUCCAGCGACGUCAUUCUCUGUGCCCCGUGACCCUCCCCAACUCCAAGUUCAACAGCAGCAGCAGCAGCUCUGAGGUGAGCGACCCAGCCUGCUGGGGGCUCAAUGUGGCCUCUACCCAGCAGUGGAGCAGAGAGGGCCAGCUUCCCCGCUCCUCACUCAGCCACAUUCCCUUCAGGGUUGAUCGCUCUAUCAGUAUGAUCGAGGGUCACAUCAGUGGGCUGACAGGCAGAGAGGACAAAGUGGCAAACAUGUCUCCACCACUGCUGCUCCCUCCACCGGGCCUCUGUAUCAGCAACACCUCCCUUUCUUCUGCUGCUUCUCCCUCUGCCUCCAGACCACCAGCCCCUGCACCUCACAUCUCCACCCGCUACAAGACUGAACUCUGCCGCACUUUUGAGGAAAGCGGGACCUGCAAGUAUGGUGCUAAGUGCCAGUUUGCUCACGGCAUGGAGGAGCUGAGAGGUCUCAGCAGACACCCCAAGUACAAGACUGAGCCUUGCCGCACUUUCCAUACCAUCGGCUUCUGCCCCUACGGCGCCCGCUGCCACUUCAUCCACAACGCAGAUGAGCUCCAGGCUGGUAACACUUCCCCCAAUCCCCCUCAGAAACAGAAGCUGAGGCCUCCUCUGCUGCGCCACAGCCUCAGCUUUGCAGGCUUCUCCUCCUCACAGACCUUCCAACCUGUGGAGGAGCUGCAGCCCUCCUCCCUCCUCUUCACCCGGGCCUCCUCUGUCUCCCCUCCUCCCUCCUCCACUGGAAGCCCAGAGCUCCUCUCCCCACUCUUCCCUGAGCCUGGAACCCUGAAGCACUGCCCUCACCCCUUCUCUGGUAUCACAGACCUUUCAGGUGACAGCGGUGACUUGGCCAUGCACUUCUUGGCCGUGUCUGAUACCAUCAACACCAGGUGUGCCAGCUCCUUCAUGACCUCCAAAUCCCCAAAUCUCUCUUUUCAGCUCCCUCAGCAGCGCCCUGUCUUGAGUGCACCCCCUGGUUUGCAGCGCUGCUCCUCAGCCGACUCUCUCUCUGAGGAGGGCUACACCUCCUCCUGCUCCCUCAGCUCUUCCUCCAGCGGCACAGAGUCUCCAAGCUUUGAGGGCCGGCGUCUGCCCAUCUUUAGCCGCCUGUCUGUGUCAGACGAGUAG